Molecule: messenger RNA, 2474 nt
Organism: Terrapene triunguis (Three-toed box turtle)
Lineage: Eukaryota; Metazoa; Chordata; Testudines; Emydidae
Product: transcriptional repressor CTCF
Exons: 11
Coding region: 43-2226 (727 amino acids)
Biological process (GO): regulation of transcription by RNA polymerase II
Cellular component (GO): nucleus
Molecular function (GO): DNA-binding transcription factor activity, RNA polymerase II-specific; RNA polymerase II transcription regulatory region sequence-specific DNA binding
Source: RefSeq, a predicted model, not a curated record
CGGGCGCGGGCCUGGCGGGGCCAGGCGCAGCAGGAAGGCAAAAUGGAAAGCGAGACAAUCGAAGCUAUUGGGGAGGAGUCGGAAACUUUCAUUAAGGGGAAAGAAAGAAAGACCUAUCAAAGACGCCGUGAAGGUGGGCAGGAGGAGGAUGCUUGCCAUAUACCACCGAACCAAGCAGAUGCGGGUGAAGUAGUGCAGGAUGUCAACAGUGGUGUGCAAAUGGUAAUGAUGGAACAGCUGGAUCCAACGCUUCUUCAAAUGAAGACUGAAGUAAUGGAAGGCACAGUGGCUCAGGAAGCAGAGGCUACAGUAGAUGACACACAGAUAAUAACACUUCAGGUUGUUAAUAUGGAAGAACAGCCUAUAAACCUUGGUGAGCUUCAGCUUGUCCAAGUACCUGUUCCAGUGACUGUACCUGUUGCCACUACGUCUGUGGAAGAACUUCAGGGAGCCUAUGAAAAUGAAGUUUCCAAAGGAGGCCUGCAGGAGGGAGAGCCUAUGAUCUGUCACACGCUCCCUUUACCAGAAGGGUUCCAGGUAGUGAAAGUAGGUGCAAAUGGUGAGGUGGAGACACUGGAACAAGGUGAACUUCAGCCACAGGAAGAUCCCAAUUGGCAGAAAGAUCCAGACUAUCAGCCACCAGCCAAAAAAUCAAAGAAAACCAAAAAGAGCAAGCUCCGGUACACUGAGGAAGGCAAAGAUGUGGAUGUUUCUGUGUAUGACUUCGAAGAGGAGCAGCAGGAGGGUUUGUUGUCUGAGGUUAAUGCAGAAAAGGUGGUGGGCAACAUGAAGCCCCCUAAACCAACAAAAAUCAAAAAGAAAGGUGUAAAGAAGACAUUCCAGUGCGAGCUGUGCAGUUAUACUUGUCCACGUCGUUCUAACUUGGACCGCCACAUGAAAAGCCACACUGAUGAAAGACCACACAAGUGCCAUCUCUGUGGUAGAGCUUUCCGGACAGUCACACUGCUGAGGAACCACCUCAAUACUCACACAGGUACUCGCCCUCACAAGUGCCCAGACUGUGAUAUGGCCUUUGUGACCAGUGGAGAGUUGGUUCGGCAUCGCCGUUACAAACAUACUCAUGAGAAACCAUUCAAAUGUUCGAUGUGCGACUAUGCUAGUGUAGAGGUCAGCAAGUUGAAACGCCACAUUCGCUCUCAUACUGGAGAGCGCCCAUUCCAGUGCAGCUUGUGCAGUUAUGCCAGCAGGGAUACUUACAAACUGAAGAGGCACAUGAGAACUCACUCUGGAGAGAAGCCUUAUGAAUGUUACAUCUGUCAUGCUCGCUUUACCCAGAGUGGCACCAUGAAAAUGCACAUUUUACAGAAGCACACAGAGAAUGUGGCCAAAUUUCACUGCCCCCACUGCGACACUGUCAUAGCAAGAAAGAGUGAUUUAGGUGUUCAUUUACGAAAGCAGCAUUCCUACAUUGAGCAGGGCAAGAAGUGCCGUUACUGUGAUGCUGUGUUCCACGAACGAUACGCUCUCAUCCAGCAUCAGAAAUCUCACAAGAAUGAGAAGCGCUUCAAGUGUGACCAGUGUGAUUAUGCAUGCAGACAGGAGCGGCACAUGAUCAUGCACAAACGUACCCAUACUGGAGAAAAGCCUUAUGCCUGUAGCCAUUGUGAUAAAACCUUCCGUCAGAAACAGCUCCUCGAUAUGCACUUCAAACGUUACCAUGACCCCAACUUUGUCCCUGCUGCCUUUGUCUGUUCAAAGUGUGGGAAAACAUUCACUCGCAGGAACACCAUGGCUAGACAUGCAGAUAAUUGUUCUGGCCCAGAUGGUGUAGAAGGAGAGAAUGGAGGGGAGCCUAAGAAGGGAAAACGUGGGAGAAAGAGAAAGAUGCGUUCUAAAAAAGAAGAUUCCUCUGAUAGUGAAGAAAAUGCUGAACCAGAUCUGGAUGACAAUGAAGAUGAGGAGGAGACAGCAGUAGAAAUUGAGGCUGAACCGGAAGUGGAGCCAGUGGCUCCCGCACCACCUCCUGCUAAGAAACGAAGAGGAAGGCCGCCAGGCAAAGCCAACCAACCAAAACAACCCCAGCCUGCAGCAAUCAUUCAGGUUGAAGACCAGAACACUGGUGCAAUUGAAAACAUUAUAGUUGAAGUAAAGAAAGAACCUGAUGCAGAAACAGUAGGGGAAGAAGAGGAAGCUCAGCCUGCCGUAGUGGAAGCUCCCAAUGGAGAUCUCACUCCUGAGAUGAUUCUGAGCAUGAUGGACCGGUGAUGGAGGAAAAGGCCAAGCUUGCUGACUGAACUGGCCUGGGCUGUGUUUAAACGGCUCAAAUCUAUUUUUUCCUUUUACCUUUUUUCUUGGCUUUGGGAAAUGCAUCAUUUUAGACCAUUUUACCAAACAUACUGGGAAAUAAAACUUCAAAAUGAUGUUAGAAUGUGAUUUAACUAGAACUUGCUGUUUUAUGUUAGCGUUACAGGAUCAUGGAGCAUUAGAAUAUAUGUUGGAGUCCUUGAGGGUUU